GAAAGAGCCAAUCAUCAGAGCUUCAGGUUCUUCCAGGUGCAGUUGAUGAAACAGAUAGCUGAGCUGACGUCUGCAGUCCUCUCCCCGACGUUGCGAGAAAAAAAAAAAAUAAAAAAAAAAUAAAGCUGUAACAUUAACACCCGAUCUUAUUUGGUUGCGAUGCAGGUAAACCACAAGUCUUGGGCAGCUUAAUUUACACCUUGUGGACGGACGAAAACUUUAGCUCAUGGCUGUGAUUUUAGUUGCCUUCAUGUCCUUGUGUUUCGGGUUAUGGAACAACUUUUUCACUGCAGGCCAGAUUUGUGUGGAUGAAAGCAGGUUUAAGGAGCAAGUGGUUUAUGUUGGACAACAAGGACUUCCAUAUCGACUACUGUGUCCUCUAGAGUCUGCUCAGCCCAAGAACACCUCUAAAAUUCAGCUGACCUGGCAGAAGGACUGUCUGCAGCUCCAAAAGCAGGAUGGAAAGACCUUCCUUGAAUUUACCAGUGUCAGAUUGGAAGAUCAAGGAAAUUACACUUGCAUGCAACAAGGCAACAGCACAACAUCAUUUACUGUGAGGCUCAUUAUUAAAGAGUCUCAGUGCUCAAAAGCUCCAGAAUUUAAACCAAAAGAAGGCUUGACCGAACUCAGGAGGAAUGUGGGAUCCACAGUGAAACUGAACUGUACUGCUCUUCUCCUCUGGGACCCAUCAGAGGAGCAAUGUGACACCACGCUGCGUUGGACUAAAGCUGGCCAGCCCCUGACCAACCACACACUCUACUUGCAUAACACAUCAUCAUGGUCUCCUGGUGCUGGCCAACUGAUAGUAAAUAGUUUGCUGGAGAUCACCAUCAGACUGCCAGAAGAUUUUGGUCUUUACAGCUGCACAGUGAGGAACAUUUCCUCUGGCUUCAACUUACAGAAUUCAAGAUAUCCCAGCCACACAGCUGCUGUUAUUGCAGCCAUCGUCCUCAUCGUCCUCUUGGGAGUAGUUGCUGUCGUGUACACUAGGUGUCACCUGAACAUCAAACUCUGGUACAGGAAUUCAUACGGAGAGUAUGAACUGAAUGAUGGGAAAUUAUAUGAUGCCUACAUCUCCUAUGUGAACAAUGACUAUGACAGGAAGUUUGUCAACUUUAUUCUCAAACCUCACCUUGAAAAUAAAAGCGGGUACAAGGUGCACCUUAAUGGCAAUGAUAUCCUACCUGGUGCAGAACCUUCUGCAGAGCUUCUAAUGAACAUGAGCCGUUCCCGUCGUCUCAUCGUGCUACUCUCUCAUGCUUAUCUUGAACAGGACUGGUGCUCCAACAACUUCAGACAGGGCCUUCUGCACUUGUUGGAGUUAUGUCAGCAACCCAUCCUCAUCAUGUUGGAGGGUCAGUACAGACGCAUGAGUCCUGAGAUCAAACAAGAGCUUAGUGAGCAUCAGCAUCGUCUCACCUUUCUCACCUGGAGGCAUAACUCUGUGACUCCUUCCUCAGUCUUCUGGAAGGAGCUAGCUUUAGUGAUGCCUCGCAGAGUCAUCUUUCACAGUGAGUCUGCAGGUGACCCUCAGACUAUGCUCCAGGAUGACAAAGACCCCAUGCUCACCGAUGAUCCGGACUAUCUGGACUGCCGCUCUGAUGCUGACCCUGCUGGAGAUCUUGGGCUUCGCCUGCCUGUGUGCAAGGCUCUGGCAUGCAAGGCUCCAGUCCUCCCUGCUGCACCGAUUUCUGCUGCAGAGCUAAAACCCUCCGACAUCGACGUGUCCGACCUGGGAUCGCGCAACUAUGGAGCCCGUUCAGAUUUCUACUGCCUGGUCACUGAAGAAGACAUUUGAUUGCCACCCGUCUAAAGUUAUAUCCACCACUCUCACCACUUUUUUUUUUUCCGUCAAUAUAUGCUGUUACUGAAAUUAAUAAACCAUUUUCUUUUUCCAGUAAUAGUAUCCAAUUAUCUGUAAUCUUAAAGAAAAGAAAGAACCUACAAUGUUGGUAGGCUGUGUGUG
This is a messenger RNA of Melanotaenia boesemani (Boeseman's rainbowfish), 1966 nucleotides long. It is a transcript of the gene sigirr, whose product is annotated as single immunoglobulin and toll-interleukin 1 receptor (TIR) domain. Gene Ontology annotation, biological process: signal transduction. Bases 227 to 1798 code for a protein of 523 amino acids. NCBI's taxonomy places the organism in Eukaryota, Metazoa, Chordata, Actinopteri, Atheriniformes, Melanotaeniidae. The record is from RefSeq and is a predicted model, not a curated record. The transcript has 10 exons.